GCAAUGCAUACGGCAGACGUUCUCCUCGAUCUACUACUACAAAUCAUCCCCAACCCCAAGAGAUCAAACCCUCAGCCAAGAUCGCUGCCAUGGAGACGUUGGAGCCGAUCCAGAAAACCCUGGGCGAGAUCGACAAACGGAUCCCCGACGCCCUCCGCGCCGCGUUCGGCCUCGAGAAGCGAGCCUCGCGCUCCUCCGAGGACGCCAUCGCCAGCUUCUUCGCGCUGUAUCUAGAGCCGCCGCAUCAUCGGGAGCGCCGCGAGCUCGACGGCGAGGAGCCGCGGGCUCUGAGGAUGAACUGGGCCUCAUGCUACGCGCCGCGCCACAACGAGGACGCGCACUUCGGGCACGACGAGGCCGGCGUCGUCGGCGUGGCGGACGGCGUCGGCGGGUACCGCAAGAAAGGCGUGGACGCCGGCGCGUUCUCGCGCGGGCUCAUGACGAGCGCCUUCCUGCAGGUGCUGGCGACCGAGCCCGGCACGCCCGUCUGCCCGUACACGCUGCUGGAGCGGGCGUACGAGGAGACGGUGGCCUCGGCCGCGGACGGGGGGUCCACGGCGGUCAUCCUCUCGCUCGCCGGCACGGCUCUCAAGUGGGCGUUCAUCGGCGACAGCGCGUUCGCCGUGUUCCGAGACGGCAGGCUCGUGCACCGUUCGCAGCGGCAGCAGAGGCGUUUCAACUGCCCGUUCCAGCUCAAUGCAACCGGAAAAGGGGAGCGCGUGAACAAAGCCGACGUCGGGCAGAUGGCGGUGAGACACGGGGACGUCGUGGUGCUCGGGACCGACGGGCUGUUCGACAACAUGUUCGACGCGGAGCUGGAGGUGGUCGUGCGGAUGGGCAUGGCGCUGGGCUUCUCGCCCAAGAACAUGGCGGACGUGGUCGCGGGCAUCGCUUACGAGAUGUCGACGAGCAAAACCAGAGACUCGCCGUACAGCGCCGACAGCCGGAGGCUACAAGGAGACCACCGCCGCGGUGGGAAGCCAGACGAUAUUACUGUCGUCGUCGCCUUCAUUGUCUCUCUGUACUCUUGAUCCGCAUUUGUUUUUCUGCUUCUUCUUCGGUGCGUUGUGAGUCUUGGGCUUUGGGCACAAGAACUGUCAUCCAUGGACAAGUAAAGGAGUUUCCAACUAGAAAUCAGGUCUUUGGGAAAACGGAACAUGUGUAUACGUUGCUCCUCAAUCGAUCAUAGAGGGCUUGGAAUCUAUGACUUGUAGCCAUUCAGUAGAGCUCUUCGAGUCAGGUGGCUAUUGCCUUCUGGCAGGCUAUGGAACUAUCAUCCAUGGCCACUUGAUUUGGACUGAAACGCCAUGGAUGUGUUUGAUAGGCUGCAUCCCCCAACAAGCCGUACCUGAGAAUCUGGGGCAGGUGCAGAAUAUGAAAUUAUGAAAUCUGUAUAUAUUUCUUUUU
Messenger RNA from Triticum aestivum (bread wheat), 1407 nucleotides. RefSeq names its product putative protein phosphatase 2C 23. The record is from RefSeq and is a predicted model, not a curated record. The coding region runs from base 90 to 1031 and encodes 313 amino acids. NCBI's taxonomy places the organism in Eukaryota, Viridiplantae, Streptophyta, Magnoliopsida, Poales, Poaceae. The transcript has a single exon. Gene Ontology annotation, biological process: protein dephosphorylation. Gene Ontology annotation, molecular function: protein serine/threonine phosphatase activity.